UUCCUCCACCGCUGCCCCCAUCCUCAGCUAGAAAGUCUGUUAGGGAGAUGGUCUUCCCCUUCUUAUUCUUCUUUUUUGCUGAGGCCGCCAUGUUGGGAGAGGGAGAGAGAACGCAAAGGACCCGGAUGAGGCAAUCACGUGAUUAUAGCGGGCGCGACGGGGCUUGGAGACGCGAAGCCAGGAGGGGGCGGGGAAGUGAGGACGGAAGGCAGGAGGCGGGGCGCUGCCGCCGCCGCCGCCGCCGCAGCCCCCGCAGCCGCCGCGCUGGGUUCGUAAAGCAGCGCGAGGAGGCGGCGCGGCGUCCGGCCGGAAGACCUGCGCGACAUGUGGCCGGAGGGGUGGAGUCGGAGCUGUCGCGAAGCCCUGCGCUUUACGUCGGGCCCGGCGCGGCCGUCGGGUCGCAUGGGCGGCGGGGCGGGGUCUCCUGGCGCGCAGACUUCUGGGUGGUGGGUCCCCCCGCGAAGGGCGGGGCCGCGCUCGCUGGUUCCAUGGAACCGAGUGGGCUUGGAAUCUCGAAUGGGUGUGCCACCAUUGUUAUUCUAGAGAAGAUUCUGAGUGUGGUUGACAUGGUGUGUACCCCGAUGCACUCAGCUGGGGUCGGAGGAGCAGGUCGAGCCACGGCCAACCUCGCCUCGACCGCUCCGCCUCCGAGCCCGAGCCCUCACCCCAAUGGAUCUCAGCUGAACUGCUGCUAAAAGCGUAAAGCUUUAAAAGCCUGUAGUCCCUGGUCCUCACGCCUUAUUUACUUUUCUGCUUCCUGCCAUCACUCCCUGGGAUUAAAAGUGUGUGCCAC
This is a messenger RNA of Peromyscus leucopus (white-footed mouse), 793 nucleotides long. RefSeq lists its product as uncharacterized. The record is from RefSeq and is a predicted model, not a curated record. The coding region runs from base 48 to 695 and encodes 215 amino acids. Lineage: Eukaryota; Metazoa; Chordata; Mammalia; Rodentia; Cricetidae. The transcript has 2 exons.